UUUAGACCCAAAUUGUCCGACCCGGAACGAAAUUUAUGAAAGAAUUAGCGUCACCACUGGGUUCCCAAAUCAAAGUUGGAGAAACUUCCGAAGGGAGAAAUCUCGAAGAUUUCGCAGCAAUAUGAGAUCAAACAUUGUUUCGGAGGCGGGGCUGUCGACUAGGGUGAAUCAAUGGUGGGAAGGCAUUCCUUUUCUCACAUCGGCAAUGGUGAUUUUUUGUGGUGUUAUUUACUUUGUUUGUCUUUUGGUUGGAUAUGACUCCUUUGCCGAAGUGUGCUUCUUACCCUCUGAUGUUAUUUCACGCUUUCAAGUUUACAGGAUUUACACGGCCAUUCUGUUUCAUGGUUCUCUACUACAUGUUAUGUUCAACAUGUUGGCUUUGGUUCCUCUGGGCUCUGAACUGGAGAGAGUUAUGGGAUCCAUUCGCUUGCUGUACAUAAUUAUUCUACUGGCCACAAGCAAUGCUAUACUUCAUCUUUUCGUAGCAUUGUUGGUAGCUUAUAAUCCGUUUCACCCUUACGAGAAUCUCAUGAAUGAGUGCGCAAUUGGUUUCUCAGGGGUACUAUUUUCAAUGAUUGUGAUAGAGACAGGCCUCAGUGGAGUCCAAUCUCGUAGUGUCUUUGGACUUUUUCAUGUGGCCACAAAAUGGUAUCCUUGGAUCUUGUUAGUGGUGUUUCAACUUCUUAUGCCAAACGUUUCACUACUUGGACACCUAUGCGGCAUUUUGUCUGGGUUUGCAUAUACUUGGGGGCUUUUUAAAUUUCUAAUUCCUGGAACAUCCUUCUAUUCCAGCAUUGAAUCCUUCUCUUGGAUGUCGAGUUGUGUGAGGAGACCUAAAUUUAUUAUGUGCACUGGCGGUAAUACUACAGGCUACAUCCCCACACAUUUGGGUCAAAAUACAACAUCAAGUGGAUUACUUUCUGGAAAUGUAUGGAGGAAUCUGUCUUCGUGGAUGCCACAAAGAGAAAGUAAUUCUCAGGCAACAGAAGACAGUGACAGGUUCCCAGGGAGAGGAAGGACACUUGGUUCUGGUCUAAGUCAAGCAGCUCCUACUCCAAAUCCUGAUUCUACCUUACAAACUAGACUUCUGGAUGACAGAAACAGCCUUGACCACCCAUCACAUCCAGCUAGACUGCAGAUAUCAGACGGAAGGCCUCCAGCAGCAAAUAGUACAGAGACACAUACCAGAUUGACAAGCAAUCAGGGUUCUGUUGCAUCUGAAGAAGAAAUUAAGAAACUGGUUGCAAUGGGUUUUGAAAGGACACAGGUUGAAAUAGCAAUGGCAGCGGCUGAUGGAGAUACAAAUGUUGCAGUCGAAAUUCUUAUGAGCCAACAGCAGGGAUAGCUGAUGGCCAGGAGUGCUUUCCACCAUCACAUACAGAACCCGCAAGUGAAAAUUUUGUAUAAACUGCAUAAUGUUCUUGCUCCUGGUGUUGCAUAUAUUGUGGUAGUCACUCCAUAAGAACAAGAUUUCUGUUGCUUACCUUGCCCUUAUUGUUGAGGACUGAAUUGUGCUAUACAUCUCUUGGAUAAGGAAAAGCAGAAAAUAUACAAGGUCUAUGUACACAUC
Molecule: messenger RNA, 1570 nt
Organism: Olea europaea var. sylvestris
Lineage: Eukaryota; Viridiplantae; Streptophyta; Magnoliopsida; Lamiales; Oleaceae
Product: rhomboid-like protein 15
Exons: 13
Coding region: 122-1345 (407 amino acids)
Biological process (GO): endoplasmic reticulum unfolded protein response
Cellular component (GO): Hrd1p ubiquitin ligase ERAD-L complex; endoplasmic reticulum membrane
Molecular function (GO): ubiquitin-specific protease binding; serine-type endopeptidase activity; misfolded protein binding
Source: RefSeq, a predicted model, not a curated record